Molecule: messenger RNA, 3571 nt
Organism: Nerophis ophidion (straightnose pipefish)
Lineage: Eukaryota; Metazoa; Chordata; Actinopteri; Syngnathiformes; Syngnathidae
Exons: 11
Coding region: 149-1234 (361 amino acids)
Molecular function (GO): interleukin-17 receptor activity; protein binding
Source: RefSeq, a predicted model, not a curated record
CAAUUUAAAUGUGCUGCAAUCACGCGAUCAAGCCAGCCUAUGCCAGCCUGUUGUAUAACGACGCCACGCCCACUGAAAGGUAUUUCUUGACUGCACUAUGUCUUCAGUUUCUGAUUUAUUCUUGCAAUCAUAACUCAACCAUAACAACAUGUUGAUGGCUGCCUUCUUUUUUUACUCCGUCCUGAUUUUGGCGGAUUCUGAGUCGUGGAAUAGUGAGCAGUGUUCUCUGAGUUGCAUACGCCAGAAAGGACCUGGAUGUCACUAUUGCCGGAUAAGCAACGAUGAAGUGGACCAAGUGAUUCGCCUGAAACACAGAAAUACUUUAGGAGCAUGCACUCCAUGGCCAUGCUUUGAACUGCUGGCAGAAGACGACCCUCAUUUGUGUGAACACUUGGUUGAAGCGCCACGCGAUAUCAAGAUUGACCUUCGACCCAGCUCAGACCCUCAUUCCGAUGAUGUGGUGAUCUCCUGGAAGCCCAGUGAACAUGGAAUUGGCUUUCUAAGAGGUUUCCAAGUGUCCUUGCAGUCCUUAAGAGGGUUCGAUCUUACCUGUCAACUGUUUCUCUUCCAGCCAAACCUGACACUUCCAGCGUCCCACGCUGAAACGCGUUACCAGUCGGACAUUUUCUCGGGCCUCUCCCUUGGUUCCAAAUAUGCUGUGACCGUGAUGGCCCUGCCUGUGCCUCGGGAUUGGGAUAAAUUCUACCAAACAAUGUUCUUCUCCACACGCUCAUGUGAAGAGAAAACUGGUGUCCCCGAGUGCAAAGCUGACUGGUACCCCAAGUAUGUUGAUGUGCAGCAAAAAGAGGGCGUGGUCACGGUCACCUUCAACCUGGCUCCUCCCAUCAUGGGCAUCACAAGCUACUUCUGCAUCUGUACAGCAGACAACAAGACGACAUCCAGGGACAUCAUUCCUAAUUUCUCCAGAAACAAAACACACCACAGCUUUGCAUUCAGUGACCUCGAAGAAGGAAGUAAUUACAAAUGCGAGGUGGCAGCCAGUAUGGUCGAUGCAGUGAGGAAACAAUUCAACGUGAAUGUCAAAACCCAAAAAGCUACAACGAGACAUUACAGCCUUUCCUACUGGAGUUUGGCCUUUCUUUUCGUGUUUGCUGGGGUGACAAUACUUGCUGUGUUGAAGAAAAAAGGCUACCCACAACAAGGGAAAACCCUCACGGAACCAGAGGAAGGUAGGAACAUGAACGAAGAAAACCCACCCUCCUUCCCUGAGUAGUCAUGCGGUGUGACCAAGCAGGUCUGCAGACCCAAGACCAAGCAGCAGGGGACACGGACAGUCCACGUAAUCUGCGCUCAUGUGGACUGCACGUGUGUUUGGGAAGAACGAUCGCCUGUGCUGCUGAACGAAAAUUAACACCAGGCUCAUUUUUUCAAACUUGCACACCCGUUUACAUAAAAACAGCAAUAAUUUCUACUUGCAGUCUAUAGCUACAAAAGCCACUUUCACAUCUAUAGCUACAAAAGCCUGUUUUAAAAGAAAAACAAAUAAGAUGGAGGCAGGUGAAAAAAAAUAGUAUUGUCACAAGUCCCAAAAAAUAACUUUUUACUGUUUUUCUGCUGUAGUUAAAUCAGCAGCAACAACGAUGCACUUUGACUUAUGAACUACACAGGAAGUAUGCGUGCCCUCAAAAGGCUGCAUGAACACUCCCAUCAGUAUGACAUUUUACUGUUGUUUUGCUGUAAUGAAGUCGCCACAACGAUGCACUUUGCACUAUGACCUGCACACAUACUUGCCAACCCUCCCGGAUUUUACGUGAGACUCCCGAAAUUCAGCGCCUCUCCCGAAAACCUCCCGGGACAAAUUUUCUCCCAAAAAUCUCCCAAAAUUCAGGCGGAGCUGGAGGCCACGCCCCCUCCAGCUCCAUGCGGACAGCCUGUUUUCACGUUGUCUGCCCAAUGACGUUAUAACUGUAGAAUGAUCGAGGGCAAGUUCUUGGUUUAUUAUUAUUAGGCAGUUUCAUUAACGUCCUCCCAGCGCGGUAACAACAACACACAACAACAGCAGUCUACCGUAAAAGCAGUUCGUCUGCCGUAAACAGCAAUGUUGAGACUCUUAAACAGUACAAUACUGACAUCCACUCUACAUGUAUAUGGUUGGAAAAAUAGUGACAGAGAAUAGAACAAGGAUGGACAAUUCAACCUUUAACUCAACAAUGAGUAGAUGAGUGUUAUGUGUGUGUAUAUGUGUAAAGAAAUGAACACUAAAAUUCAAGUAUUUAUAUACAUAUAUAUAUUGGGGUGUUGGAAAAAAUCUCUACUUCUGUAGAGAUGAAGUAGUCUUGUGAUUUUUCCCACACAUACAUAUUGCGCUCUACCACCGUAUCGAGCACUAUUAUCCAAUUAAGAUAUAUAUAUACUGUAGAUACCGUAUAUUACCAAAUAAACGCCUCUUCCUAAUAAUAGCCCAUGUAUAGCUCUCCCGUCCAAAGGCAAAACCCAGUAACUCAAUUUUGGUAAAUCUCCUGAUGAUCAGGAAAUCUCCUGAUGAUUGAGGGAACCCCUCAUGAAACAGUUCUGUAGAGAUGAAGUAGUCUUGUGAUUUUUCCCACACCUACAUAUAUAUAUAUAUAUAUAUAUAUGAAAUAUUUGACUUUCAGUGAAUUCUAGCUGUAAAUAUACUCCGCCCCUUUUAACCACGCCCCCGGCCUCACCCACGACCACGCCCCCCCACCCCCCGAAAUCGUAGGUCUCAGGGUUGGCAAGUAUAUCUAUACAGGAGGUAUGAGUGCCCUCAAAGGGCCAAAUGAACACUUCCAUUAAAACACAUUUUACUGUUGUUGUGCUGUAAUGAAGUCACUUUGAACUUUGACCUACACAGUCGUCAUAUUUGUUGUUGUGCUGUAAUGAAGUCAGUCGCCACAACGAUGCACUUUGACCUUUGACCCUACACAGUCGUUAUAUUUGUUGUUGUGCUGUAAUGAAGUCACUUUGACCUUUGACCUACACAGUCGUCAUAUGUGUUGUUGUGCUGUAAUGAAGUCACUUUGAACUUUGACCUACACAGUCGUCAUAUUUGUUGUUGUGCUGUAAUGAGGUCAGUCGCCACAACGAUGCACUUUGACCUUUGACCUACACAGUCGUCAUAUUUGUUGUUGUGCUGUAAUGAAGUCAGUCGCCACAACGAUGCACUUUGACCUACACAGUCGUCAUAUUUGCCCUCAAAAGGCUGCCUGAACACGUGCGAUAAGCUAACCAUAUAUUGUGUGUUAUUUUAAAGUAUGGAUGUUUAAAGUGUGUAUUUAAUACCUUGAAGUAUGUUUGAAAUGUUGUUUAUGGUUAAUAUGAUGAAUGAAUAUAAACUUGGGAAGAGUUCCGUCCUCACUUGUGCAACAUCAUCACUUCUUCAUGCUUUCAACUCAUGUUGUGCUCCACAUUUAUUUGGACAUUUAUGUGUUUAGUGAGUGCAAUGACAAUAUGAGCUGGGAAACAUUUAUUGGGAAAAGAAGCUAAUGGUUUUGAUGCACUAUGUCAUCUUUUUUUCUACUUUUCUUUUUAUUUAUUACAUGUUUUUAAUAUCUAAAUAUAUGACAAUAAAGCAAGAAACAGCAGUUCA